Sordaria macrospora k-hell is the source of this 849-nucleotide messenger RNA. RefSeq lists its product as uncharacterized. NCBI's taxonomy places the organism in Eukaryota, Fungi, Ascomycota, Sordariomycetes, Sordariales, Sordariaceae. The record is from RefSeq and is a predicted model, not a curated record.
AUGGACAGCGUCGUUCAGUAUCUGCUCAACCACUCGCGGCUGGAGAUCACACUAGUCAGGAUAACAGAAUGCACAGCAGAUAGUUUCAACGUCUCGGUAGAGGCCCAAGUGACCUCCACCGGCCCAGUCGGCUCGAUCAUUGACGCCAUGCUCGUCGACCUCGUCUAUCUCGAUCGGGAAUUCGGCAAGAUGCUGCUGCCGCGGGUGAAGACGCGCUUCAACGGCGCCCACGUGCACUUUUACGACCAAACCAUCCACAUCUCCGACAUGGCCAUCUGGCUGCAGCUCUUAUCGGACUCCAUCCACAACGAGAAGCUAAUGUACCAGCUCCGCAACGGCGAGGCCCAUCUCAAGGGUCCUUUUGGGACGACGGCGCAGUGCGGGUACAACAAGGAUAUCCACGUGUUGGGGAUGAACGGGUUCCCCGUCCUCAUCAAGGAUGUCGACCCAGAAGAGGGAAAGGUGGUGAUGACCAUGAGGAAUCUGAGCACGUUUGAGAUCGACUAUGGGCCGACGGUGUUCGAGAUUCAGGAGGGUGGAGAGGAAGGGCAGUGGAGGACGAUUGCGAGAUUGAAGGGUGACUUCUUUACCAAAAGGGGGGAGUUUCAUGUUCCCCUUGAGGUUGAGACGGUGUCUCUAGACGAUGAGACCAACCGCCAUGUUGACGGAGAGGGUGAGGUGAAUGGGAGCGUGAUAAGUCCAGCAGCAAGGAAGCUGGGGUUGGAUGUGGAAAAGACCUAUUAUUUUCAAGGCGUUCGAACGGAGAAGGAGGGUGCGUGGACAAAUGAGGCGAUCAAGCUUAUUCGAAGUCCAGUUUUGUUGACAGAAAAGUUUAUUUCUUUGUACUGA